Metarhizium brunneum ARSEF 3297 is the source of this 1119-nucleotide messenger RNA. It is a transcript of the gene dnaK, whose product is annotated as Chaperone protein. The record is from RefSeq and is a predicted model, not a curated record. Gene Ontology annotation, molecular function: ATP-dependent protein folding chaperone; ATP binding. Lineage: Eukaryota; Fungi; Ascomycota; Sordariomycetes; Hypocreales; Clavicipitaceae.
AUGGCACGAACAAAGCGAAAGGCGUCUUCCAUAUCAGACGAAUCUACAGAUGAAAUGCUCAUUAUAGCUUUGGACUUUGGAACUACCUAUUCCGGUGUGGCUUAUUGCUUUGCAAAUAAGCGCGACCCCAAGCCUGCGGCAAUCUUGGACUGGCCAGGUACCCGAGGCAUGUCAGUUCCGAAAAUCCCUACUCUAAUAAGCUACGAUGAAGCGAAGCUCAGUGACUUCAAAUGGGGGGCUUCAGUUGAGGAUCCAUCUACCGCAAUAGUUGGCAUUAAACUUCUCCUUGACCCAUCUCAAAAGCGUCCGGCAUAUCUAUCCCCAGAGAAUGUGCAGAAAGACCUAAGUUCAUUGCCCAAAACUGCGGUGGAAGUUGCGGCGGAUUUUAUUGGUAAAGUCUACCAACAUGCUCUAGCGGAGAUUUCGAAGAAAGUGCCUCGGGGAUACAUGGAGCUCUGCUCCAAAGAGUUCGUACUGACAGUGCCAGCUGUGUGGUCUGACGCAGCCAAACAUGCAACCAUGCAAGCUGCUCAAACCUCCGGAAUUCAUCCUGUUACGCUUGUCAAGGAGCCUGAAGCGGCGGCUUUAUAUACGGCUCAAUCACUUGACUUUGCUCUUCAAAACGGCGAUGCUUUUGUCGUUUGCGAUGCCGGUGGCGGGACCGUCGAUUUGAUCUCGUACGAGGUAGAGGCCGUAUAUCCGUGCUUAGAAGUCAAAGAACUGGUCCCAGGAACAGGUGGAAUGAGCGGAUCGAUAGGCCUGAACCAGAGAUUUGUAGCAGCCGUUCAGGCUCUCGUAGGACAAGAACAGUGGCAGACUUUGCAAGGAACCACAGGUUGGGCAAGUGCACAGCGACAAUUCGACAAGGAGAUCAAAAAAGCGUUUCGUGGGAGUGCAGACGAGGAAUUUCUAGUCCCGUUUCCACUAUCUCGCCUCCGGGAUGAUCCCACGAGAGGUUUGGUGUCGAGCACCUGGAGAAUGACGGGAAAGGAUGUACAACUCAUAUUUGAACCCUUGAUCCAAGACAUUAUCAAUCUCAUCGCAGAGCAGGUCACCCAAGGCGUAAUCAAGCGAAACGGAAAAGAUGUUACCGUGAGAAGAACCCGUGCUGCUUAUUAA